Bipolaris maydis ATCC 48331 is the source of this 1227-nucleotide messenger RNA. RefSeq lists its product as uncharacterized. The record is from RefSeq and is a predicted model, not a curated record. Gene Ontology annotation, molecular function: cullin family protein binding. Gene Ontology annotation, biological process: mitotic cell cycle; SCF-dependent proteasomal ubiquitin-dependent protein catabolic process. Gene Ontology annotation, cellular component: nucleus; cytoplasm. Lineage: Eukaryota; Fungi; Ascomycota; Dothideomycetes; Pleosporales; Pleosporaceae.
AUGUCAGGCCAGAAUUUGACCCUCACUGCAAGUGAUGGAACUGAGUUCGUUGUUGAGAGGCGGGUUGCUGAGCAUUCUGCUCUUAUCAAAGAUCUUCUUCGAGACAUCGCAGUCGAUUCUGACGAUGAGAUACCUCAAGGCACCAAUGUCCCGAUUACGGAAGUUGACAGCCAGGUAUUGCAAAAGGUGCUUGAGUGGUGCAGGCAGCGCGUGGCUCCUGAUCCAGCUAGAGAAACAGGUCCGUGGACUCACAUGGAUGAGCAAAUGGAACAGAUCGACAACAGCAUGUUAAUCAAAAUCAUAAAGGCAUCAAAUUACCUUGAUAUCAAGGCUCUUCUUGAACAAUCUCAAGACGUAGCUUCGAAUAGGAUCAGAGGCAAGUCGCCUGAAGAUAUCAAAAGCAUGUUCAGAAUCCAGGAAUAUGCUGUUCCGCCAAAUCUUGACUUCAGCUCUUCUGCAAGCUCCGAGACGGUCACGUUACUACCUUACACUAGCAAUUUUCAUGCCACAGUCACCGCAGCAUGGCAAGUUCGCCAUAUGCUGCAACAAAUACUUCCAAAUGAGCUUGCAAAUCCGAUUGCCAGUUCUGGAUAUAGCCCCUGGUGGGUCAAGCGCAGAGUCGAUGAACGCACAUACCACGCGAGCGAUUUCUCUCAUCCUAGCGUUGCAGGCUUGUACCUCAGUACUGAUCCGAUCCCCUAUCCGCCGAGUGAGUUCGUCAAGAUGCGCCCAAGACGUAUAGUUUUCCAGACGAGAGCGGCAGAUCAAGGUUGGGUUUCAUGGGGAGGAGAAGGAACUUUCAACAACAGUCAUACGUGGUUCGAGGCUAGUAUCUUACGCCCUUUGACGGACAGGGUAGCGAGUUCUGGAAACUUCACAGCGCUCGAAGACGAUGAGAAAUUGUCAGAGCCUUUCCGAAACGCUGAAUCUGCAAGAGAGAUGCUCAACGAGAAAGGUUGGGAUUUUGUUUACAGUGACAAUGGUGAGUUCACUUGGAGAGUAUGCAACAACAUCACGGCACAAAGAGAAUUCCAGGACUACAGGAAUGAGUGGAGAAGGAGCGUCGAUACUGUGGUGCAGGAUCCGAGAGCGCUAGGUGAAGGCAAAGGGUUUCUGGAUCUAUUAGAACCAGGACAUCUCGUGGUUCUUUGGGCAAGAGCAGAGUAUGGGGGAUGGGUCCAUUAUGUGGAAGCAGCUACCGUCGAAAUCGAGCUUGAGCUACUGUAG